UACAAAAUACUCAAAAGAAAUUGAAAUACGUAUUUCAAAUACAAGUAAUAGAAAUACUGCCCAUCUCUGAAAAUGGGGUUGUUUGCAUGUGCGGCACAAGUAGUCACAAGUACAAAGCAAUGGGUGCCCUCAUGAACUGAGUUAUUGGUGUGAAAUAUGUCGCAGUAGUCCCUUCGUUAGCUGUGAGGGUGGGAGCGGGGUGACAUCAUGGGCCAGACAAACAAGGCGAGGCUUAAUGAAGAAGUAGGCCAUUGUCUCAACAGUCCCACUGCAAAGUCCUAAUCUCCAGUCAGAGAGGCAUCAGGAAUAUCUCGCCUCACUCUUCAGCAGCUUGAAAGUUGGUGCUGGACCACUGACUAAAAUGACAACUCAUCUUCUGUGUUUCACAUGGAUCAGCUCAGGUAUUAGAAGUAAUGACAUCUAUGUCACGUUUGUUUUUUGGACUGAUAUUGGUGUGGGAUUUAUGACAUUUCAAGUGAUUAUCCUCUUUAAAUGGAUGCAAUUAGUGACCGCUUACUAGGUAGUUUACAAAUCUUACAUGAACUCUCAUCAUACUGGAUUCAAAAAAACAAAAAAUAACUUCCAGCAAUAAGACCUUUACCCGAGGAGGGAGUCCAUGGAAUAGUCGGAUAUGAAGUCUUCACAGGGGACAUUUUGACACGUCACAGUGGGAACAGCAUAGGUGUAAUACAACAAAAGUCAUGAUGAGCGGCUGAGUUCCAUUUAGCUGCUUCGGUUUCAGAGCCUUGAUUUCUGUACAUGCUGGCUCACUGUCGCACUGCCGUGGCUCUGUGGCUUACUUGAAUGGAACGGGGCCAUCUUUAAUGUUAACAGUAAGACCAUUGCUCUUCUUACUUGGAUAAGUCAAAAUGUGUGCUGUGAAAAAGUACCAGAAACCCCCACUCUGCUUCUAGUCUUUUGCCAAUGGGUGCUUUAGUAGGGUGGACGUUUGCUGUCAAGAGGAAUGGGACACUGGCCUGUACGGUGAAAGACACAACCACUGCCCUUUUACUCUGUGUUUGUCUGCACUGUCGCCCUGCAGACACAUUCUCUGAAUUGUGGGUCUUAUGGUUGACUAGCUGGAGGCGGUGUCAGUAGAGGUCGGCAGUGCACACCACUGGAAAGUGAGAGUGACAUUCCAUCCGGGGAGAGUCCGAAGUGACAGCUGGCUGUAAGUAACAACUAGACCAGGGAGCGAGGGGAUCGACAGGGUAUAAUGAGGGGGGGGGGGGAUUGUGCUUUGGAGAUAUUUUGAGAAGCAGCUUGGUUAGAUGUUCUGCUGGACCCAGUCUGUGUGUCUUGAUUUUAGCUUAGCUGGACUGUGAAGCUCUCAUGAGGAUCAACGAGAAAGAGGAUAAAAGAGACAAUGACAGUGAGUGUUGGUUGGUCUGUUAGCUUUUAGACUCUGUGUGUGCGUGUGUGCGUGUGUGUGUGUGUGUGUGUGUGGUUGUAGUUGAACCUCUUACGUUUUCUGUCCUUUUUCCCCAGCGUCCUGUGUUCCUUUUAUAUUGUCAAGAUUAGGCCAGUAGUUAAGCAUAUGGUCCCCAUAAACACAUUUGUUUUGAAGUCUUUAGGAAAACUAAAAUCAACACUCAAUUUCUACUGCCAAAAAGAAAAGUUUAUCUUUGACUCAAAUGCAGACUUUCUUUGUCUCCAAACCUUAGGCCUAAAUAUCAGGUGAUCUUGUCGGUUUGACAGUUUAGAUGUAUUAAUUCACAUUCACCCUUUUCUAUAAAAAUGAGCACACAUCAUAUUCUGGUAAUAAUGGUCUUCUGCUGUGUGUAAUAGUUGCACCUUUUAGUGUUGCACUUGGAUUCUGCAGUAUACGUAAUAGGGAAGUGCUGAUCUGACUUUUCUAGUCCCGAUACUGAUACCUGGGCUUUGGGUGUCUGCAUAUACUGAGUACGGAUCAGAUACCUGUGUUUAAUUAAUAAGCUGUAUUCUUCACUCUAUCGAAGAGACUAGGAUCAUUCUUUAAUGUGUAAGGCAUCAUUAGGCGUGACUUAAACAUUGAUUUCCUAGCUUUGUAGAACUAAAUGUAACAAAUGAAUGCAUAGAUAUACAUUUAUUUCAUUGUUAUUUCUUAUUGAGAUAAUGAAUUGUGUACCAGCAACUUGGUAAAGAAACAAAAUGAACAGGAAUUACAUUUGAAAUGUAGACCCUUUUUAAAUGCAGCAACAAAUUGAUUAAAACGGACAAUAAUAAACAAUAAUAAAGCUAUUAGUACUAUGAUAUAUUGCUGCCUUUAUAUUUUAGUCUAACUCGACAUUUAAGGUGAAAUCGGACCCUGUUUUCUGAGUCAUGUACAGUUACUUGAGAAGCUCACUGUUUUAGUGGGAUACUGUCAGAUUUACUGAAACCUCCUAUGAAGUCACGAUUCCUAAAGUCAGUGGAAUCAGACCUACACGUGGUCUAAGAAUAGGUCGUCUAAUAUCACUCUUGCCACAGGCCCUGAGGGGGAGAUGACAAAGGAGGAUGUUUCGGAGCCCGUUGAGGGAGACACCGUGCUGGGCUGGGCCUCUUCCCUUCAGCGGUCCGUCAUCCACCAGGUGGCCUCUGCACCGAUGCCCAGUGACUGUGAGUUCUCCUUCUUUGACCCCAGCGAGCCGCAGUGCAAGGAGGUUCUUCUGGAUCCCAGCACCACCAUACCAGAGCUGUUUGCUGUCCUCAGGCAGUGGGUGCCCCAGGUUCAGAAGAACAUCGACCUCAUCGGCAAUGAGAUCCUGAAGAGAGGCUGCGGUGUGAACGACCGAGACGGUCUGACAGACAUGAGCCUCCUGCACUACUGCUGCAAGGCCGGGGCCCCGGGCAUUGGUGACGCAGAGACGUCUGCCGGCUUUGCCCGCCAGCUCCUCGCCCUGGGCGCAGAUCCCAACCUCCGCUCGCGCUGGACCAACAUGAGGGCCCUGCACUACGCUGCGUACUUCGACGUGCCCCAGCUUAUCCGGGUCGUGUUGCAGGCCUCGCAGCCUGGAGAGGUAGAUGCCACCUGCAGUGACUUUGACUUCGGCACCGCCUUGCACAUCGCUGGGUCCAACCUGUGCAUAUCAGCUGUCAGAUGUCUCUUACAGCUGGGAGCCAACCCUGCUUUCAGAAACAUGAAAGGGCAGUGCCCAGCAGACGUGGUGCCUGACCCCCUCGACAUGCCGUUGGAGAUGGCGGAUGCAGCCGCCGUGGCCAAAGAGCUCCGGACUUUGCUGAGGCAGGCUUUGCCCAGACCCAGCUCCCCUCUGCCCCUCACGCUGCAAGCCCAGGCCCUUCCUGUUCUCUCCGACAAGGCCAGGAUACAGCUCGCCACCAUGGGAAUCCGACUGGGGGACCGCGUGGUGAUAGCCGGACAGAAGGUUGGAAGCCUGCGUUUCUGUGGUAGCACCGAGUUCUCUGGAGGCCUCUGGGCCGGAGUGGAGCUGGACAAACCAGAGGGGAAGAACGAUGGCUCGGUAGCCGGGGUCCAGUAUUUCACCUGUCGACUCAAACAUGGAAUCUUUGCUCCCCUCUCGAAGAUAAGCAAACCUUUGGAAAGACUGAAAGCCAACAGCAGAAAGGCGUCCACACCCGUACGCCCCCCUCGUCGCGUUGACGUGUCCCGCAUCACCUCAAAGAUAAACACAGGUGUCCUCUCCCGCUCGCUCUCCUCUUCGUCCUCUUCACUGGACUCUCGGCAUGCACCGGGCACCCGACCCCGUCCGCUGCCAAGGCAACGACUUCCCGCCAGGCUGCGAAGGGAGCGCGCUUCUCUCAGGCCCAGGAACACGCCCUCGCCGGCCCUCCACCUCUCUCCUGACACCACAGCACUGACUGCUGCAGGUCUUCGAAGCCGAACCCCUUCAGCUAGCAGCUCUGUGUGCGGGGGCCCUGAGGUGCGCCUGGGGGAGAGGGUGCUGGUGGUAGGCCAGAGAACAGGUGUAGUCCAGUUCUAUGGAAAGACCAGCUUCGCUCCAGGGCUCUGGUUAGGGAUUGAACUGGACAAGCCAAGUGGAAAGAAUGAUGGAUCAGUGGGAGGGGUGAGGUAUUUCUGUUGCCCACCUAACCACGGCGUCUUUGCUCCUCCGUCUCGUGUUCAAAGGAUCCAUGGAUCAGUCGAUUGCCUUUCGGAGCUCUCCUCCUCGCGUGUCAGUCAUCCUUUCAACGGGACAAUCCGUCGCAGUCUCAGCACAUCGUCGGCCAUCGCCACCCCGAAGGAGACGAGCAGAAGAAGUCCUGUAACCAGAAGUCGCUCCAACCCUCACCGUCGGCGGUGGAACACCCUCAGCGGCGGUAUCGGUGUUGUUCCCGGGAGCGCAGCAGGGUCCAGCCCCUCGCCCGGCUCUGACGGACAGGUCUGUCUCCAUGUGGGCAUGCAGGUCCUGCUCAGCAGCGCAAAUGACAUGGCGUUCAUCCGUUACCUGGGCACAGCGGACUUCGCCCCGGGCCUUUGGCUGGGCCUGGAGCUCCGAAGACCUACGGGCAAGAACGACGGCUCCGUGAGCAGCCGCCGUUACUUCACCUGUCGACCGGGCCACGGCGUGCUGGUCCGCCCCAGCCGCGUCACCUACCGUGGCAUCAACGGUUCUCGCUUGGUGAAUGAAAACCGCUAAGGACUGUCGGAACAAGGGUGGGCGGGGCCUGGGAGGGACAUUUGAGAUGUUUUGACUUUCUGUUUGUGUUCAAUUCUUGAAGUUUGAGCUUCUCAUUCUUCUUUGCGUUGCGUAUUAUUUCUCUACUCUUUCAGAGGUGUCGUGAGUAAAAGUAAAAUAGUUCAAAUUUAGACUACUAGAUUUAUUUUUGGGAAAAAUGUUGGAGGCAAAGCACUUUAUAGAAUAAACUUUAAAUUGUUAUUAACAGUAAUAUUGGCAGCAUACAGGUGUGAAAAAGUCUUAAGCUAUAAGACACUGCACUACUUUGAAUCUGAUUGCACUAAGAAACGAUAUCGAUCAAUAUGAUGUAUCAGAAUAAGAGACUGGAUAGUUUCUCAUACCAAAAGCUAAUUUUGAUCACAUGCAGUAGAGAUUUUUAUCAGAUAAUUUAGGCGGUAAUGUAGCCUACUCUCUAACCAAAAGUGUGCGUGUCUGCGUGUCCAUGUGUGUAUUAAUUAAGAGCACUUUGAAACCAGAGGAAUGGAUUGAUUCUUCCAGGGUCGUCGAAACUGUAUUUUCACUUUAUGAAUGAACCUGAAUUAAACAGGAUUUAAUUAAACCGAAACCUCCGUCAACCUCAAUCAAAUGCAACGGCGUCAAGAGAAGUUGUCGUCCUCCGUACAUCGGUCUCUGCCACAGACUGUCAUUGAACCCUAAAGGAGUCUGACUCACCGGAUGCAGACUGUGGGUGUAAGCCUGCCAUUGGCUGCCUGUUUCAGCCAGCAUUCUCUCCCCAGUUUGCUAUCUGCUUUGCGAGGGCACCGGCUGCUGCAUCCUGAGCUUAGCGCCGCCCAAGACGAUUGUGAUCGGUUUAAAGAAAUGCAGACGAGCCAGAGCAUAUUUUCCCCCUACACCAGAAUAAUGAUGUCUGCAGCCAGAGUCUUUAACGCUGACACAGCGCUGUGAAGACAAGUCUGACUUUACAAGACUAGCCCUCCACAGAUAAAUGAUGGUUAUAUUGUGCCAUAAGCACCUACUUAUCCUUCGGCUAUGAUUCCGUUGUAAUUGGCACCAGACAACUCAACUAUGGUUGAGGCAUUUAGAUAGUCUUAGGCAACACAAUGAAUUUGCCUGAUUAUACAUCUGACUUGUGUCGUGGUUGAGGAUUCAAACCUCUGCUUCUGACGGAGCAUCAGACCAGUCAGAGUUGUCAUAAUAAUGUGUUUCUAAAUGUGAGUGAUACAGAACGGUAUCGGUACAUCUGUUGAAGACCAGUGGUAAUUGUAUUAGAUGCUUAAGUAAAGCAGCUUGACACAGGAAAUAUGCAGUCGUCCAGAAGUUUCAAGGGUCUAGUUUGCUAUUUGAUUAGAGCCGUCUGGGCAACUCGGCCGAGAGCAGGCCAUCGAUCUUGCAUGUGGAAAACAGACCCGCUAUUCAGCAAAACACUCGUGUACCAUCCAAUUAAGGCGUGUCGGCCACAACAAGAGGCGUAGAAUCUCCAAUGGCCUUCUCUCAUUGAUCUGUCCGGUCAGGUCCGGUGUGAUUGAAAAGCAGCGGUGGUCAGGGCCCAAGGUUGUCUGAAAUGUCUGCCACAGAUCUAACGGAUGAAAUAAGUGCUCCUUUCCAAAAGUGCAGAUCAAAAACAUUUGAAUCCACACUUCCUUCUUAAAAAAAAAAAUAGCUUCUCAUUUAUUCAGUCCAUCUCUGUCAUCAUUUCUGCGGCAUUUGUUAGCGUUCUAUAUUUCUAAUCUCAUUCUAACAUGAACUUUACUUAUUUUGGUGUAUCUGCAGUCCCAGUUGUAUUACAGCAUGGUGAUGGGUGAUGGGUAUGAUGGGUAAUGGAUUUGUUAUUUUCAUAAAAUCCCUGAGCUGUAUAUUUGAAGUACGAGUGCGUGACAAAGGGAUUUGGUUUAAUGCAUUUUCAUGUUCUGGAAAAUAACAUUUGUAAAAAAAAUAAAAAUAAAAAAAGCAAA
Messenger RNA from Anarrhichthys ocellatus (wolf-eel), 6529 nucleotides. Its product is annotated as CAP-Gly domain-containing linker protein 4. The record is from RefSeq and is a predicted model, not a curated record. The transcript has 14 exons. Gene Ontology annotation, molecular function: microtubule plus-end binding. NCBI's taxonomy places the organism in Eukaryota, Metazoa, Chordata, Actinopteri, Perciformes, Anarhichadidae. Gene Ontology annotation, biological process: cytoplasmic microtubule organization. The coding region runs from base 2463 to 4577 and encodes 704 amino acids. Gene Ontology annotation, cellular component: microtubule plus-end; cell cortex; nucleus.